CCUUGGGUGUCACGUGACCGGGAAGGGCGGAGAGCCCAGCGCUCUUCGGGAGGACGAGCUGCCACCGCCUCCGUUGCCCUUCUAGCUUCUGGUUUCUCUGCUGCUGAACCUCCGGAAAUCCAAGCGGGCGGGCAGACUUCCUGCAGCAUCGACUCUCUACCUUUCCUUACCCGGAUGGCCGCGCCAUGCGAACUCUUAAUUUCUGACAAUAUUUUCUUGUGAACAGCCUCCCACUCAUCCCUGGAGCUGACUGUUCAGCAGGUAUCCACAUCACCGCCGGCGCCUCUUCUCCCGAAGUCUGUUAACUCACUCGCACUCCCUCCCUCCAAAGGUUUCAGUUUGUUUUCCUGCUGAGAAAACGAAGACCGACUAGGAGAAAAAAGAAGGAAGGCGGUAGAUGACAAACGUAGAAUAAAUGUCCACCUCGUCCGGGUAGCGAAAUCGAGGGAGGGGACAAGCCGAGGGGCGGCGAAGAGGGAGCUGCCCAUUAAAACCAGCUCUGAGAGUCCUGGCGGCGGCGGCGGCGGCGCGGGACGCGUCACAUCCCCUUGACCCUCCAAUCACCUCGGGCUCCCAUUUGAUUGGAAGGCGGCAAAGGCUUUAAUCUCCCCCUCGGUGCAGCUGCUUUUGAAGUGAGUUUCCUCGCCAGAGCCCCGGCUGGACAAGCAGCGACUCACAUCGCAGAGCGCAGCGCCGGCUCGGGGCCGGGAGAGCGCAGCGCAGGGCGCAACCCGAGCCAGACACCGCGCACCGCGGGGGCACUCCCGCAGUCUGCCCUGCUCUUCUAGCCCCGCCACGGCUCCGCCGCGGGCCACCCAGGAUUAUUCGCUUCUGGCUCCAGGCGGCGAGAAGGCGCGCGGGGCUCCCGUGUCCGCCGCGCCAGCUCCUCCUCCAGCUGCUCCCGCUCCCGGGGCGAGCGCGCAGCCCCGAGCCCGCCCCGCGCGUCUCGGAGCCCUCCCCCCGCUGCUCCCAUGCGCGCGGGUGGGUCAUGAGCACAGCGCCCUCGCUUUCUGCCCUAAGAAGCAGUAAGCACAGCGGCGGCGGCGGCGGAAGCGGCGGCAGCGGCGGCGGUGGUGGCGGCAGUGCAGACCCUGCCUGGACCAGCGCGCUUUCUGGAAAUUGCUCCGGCCACGGCCCAGUAUCCUCCCCGGCCGGCAGCACCAAGCCUUUUGUGCACGCUGUGCCCCCCUCUGACCCCCUGCGCCAGGCUAACCGCCUGCCCAUCAAGGUGCUGAAGAUGCUGACGGCACGGACUGGCCACAUUUUGCACCCAGAGUAUCUGCAGCCCCUGCCUUCCACGCCCGUCAGCCCCAUCGAGCUGGACGCCAAGAAGAGCCCACUGGCGCUGCUGGCUCAAACAUGUUCGCAGAUAGGGAAGCCGGACCCUUCGCCCUCUUCCAAACUCUCCUCGGUCGCCUCCAACGGGGGCGGCGCGGGUGGUGCAGGCAGCGGAGCCGGGGGCGACAAGGACACCAAGUCGGGCCCCCUGAAGCUGAGCGACAUCGGCGUGGAGGACAAGUCGAGUUUCAAGCCUUACUCCAAACCCGGCUCAGAUAAGAAGGAGCCGGGAGGCGGCGGCGGAGGCGGUGGCGGCGGCGGGGGCGGCGGCGGGGGUGUUGCUGCGGAGAAGUCAGGAUUCCGGGUACCGAGCGCCACCUGCCAGCCAUUUACGCCCAGGACAGGCAGUCCGAGCUCCAGCGCCUCGGCCUGUUCGCCGGGAGGCAUGCUGCCCUCCGCCGGGGGCGGCCCGGAGGGCAAGGACGACAAGAAAGAUCCGGAAGCUGGCAGCGGUGGCAGUAGCAAGGGCUCCGGGGGCGCCUCGGCGGACGGGGUACCCUCCGGGCUGGCGCACGGCCGGAUUAGCUGCGGCGGCGGAAUUAACGUGGACGUGAACCAGCACUCGGAAGGGGGGCCAGGAGGCAAGUCUCUAGGCUCUGACUGUGGAGGCUCUUCCAGCUCGGGUUCGGGCCCCAGCGCGCCCACCUCGUCGUCGGUGUUGGGCUCCGGUCUGGUGGCUCCGGUAUCACCCUACAAACCCGGCCAGACAGUGUUCCCUCUACCCCCCGCGGGCAUGACCUACCCAGGCAGCCUGGCUGGGGCCUACGCUGGCUACCCUCCCCAGUUCCUGCCACACGGUGUGGCGCUCGACCCUACCAAGCCUGGCAGCCUGGUAGGGGCUCAGCUGGCAGCGGCCGCAGCCGGCUCUCUUGGCUGCAGUAAGCCAGCGGGUUCGAGUCCUCUGGCCGGGGCGUCGCCGCCGUCAGUGAUGACAGCUAGUUUGUGCCGGGACCCAUACUGCCUCAGCUACCACUGCGCCAGCCACUUGGCCGGGGCUGCAGCCGCCAGCGCCUCGUGCGCGCACGAUCCGGCUGCUGCGGCAGCAGCACUCAAGUCGGGAUACCCGCUGGUGUACCCCACGCACCCACUGCACGGUGUGCAUUCCUCGCUGACGGCUGCCGCCGCUGCGGGCGCCACACCACCCUCCCUAGCCGGCCACCCCCUCUACCCCUACGGUUUCAUGCUCCCUAACGACCCGCUCCCCCACAUCUGCAACUGGGUGUCAGCUAAUGGGCCUUGCGACAAGCGCUUCGCCACGUCCGAAGAGCUGCUGAGCCACUUGCGGACCCAUACGGCCUUCCCAGGGACAGACAAACUGCUGUCGGGCUACCCCAGUUCUUCGUCUCUCGCCAGCGCCGCCGCAGCAGCCAUGGCUUGUCACAUGCACAUUCCCACAUCGGGCGCACCGGGCAGCCCAGGGACCCUGGCGCUGCGCAGCCCCCACCACGCACUGGGACUCAGUAGCCGCUACCACCCGUAUUCCAAGAGCCCGCUCCCCACGCCCGGUGCCCCAGUGCCGGUGCCUGCCGCCACCGGACCGUACUACUCCCCCUAUGCCCUCUACGGACAGAGACUGACCACUGCCUCUGCACUGGGGUAUCAGUGAGGGCGGCCCGGAGGAAUUUGGAAAAAGAGGAAGGAGCUGGGGGAUGGGAGGAGCAAGGGAGGGGCAGGACCCGAGCGAGGUUCCUGACACCCGCAGGGGCAGAAGACCCGGGCUACGGAAGGGAAAAGAAAGUUUAAAUCUUGCCUAUCCACGCAACCACAGAGAACGAACGAGCCUGGAUGCGAAACUUUUCCACCCCACUCCAACAAACUUUAUAAAAGUUGAAAAAUAAAUCAUUUGACUUUUUAUAGAAAAAGAAGGAAAAAUAAUUGAGAAAGUGUUCAUCUGAGGACUUCGCCGGUGAACAUUGGUAUUUAUUUAUGUUAGCUCCAAGCGGACCCGUGGUUCAAAAGUGCAUUAUUUAGUUUGAGCUCCGUAGGUUAAAAGGAGGAGGGGGGAAUUAAAACUCGAGGGUAAAUAUGUGGAAAACAAACCCUCCGAUCCCUUGUAGAGUAUAAAUAAAAACAAAGCCGCUACAGAAUUAGGGGUCUUCUCUUUAAUGUUACUUUAAAAUUGCUAUGAUUGUAUUGUGCGUUCUUAUUUAAUGUCUGAUUGAAAUUCAAAUUUACAUGCAUGUUUGUUACAAAAAAAAAAGAAAUGAAAACGACGAAACAAAAUAAGUCACAAUUUGUCAACUCUGAUUUCAAAUUGCAAUUAUUUUUAAGGUGUAUACCAUCCAAAGAGAAUGGGUAUUUUUUUGUAUGUAUUCUGGAAGAAAACAAAAAAAAAGGAAAAACAAUUCUAUUCCAAAACCUCAUUUGCCUUAUUUUGUUCUUUAAAAGGAACACUUAACUAUUUUUAAUUUUUAAGUCCACCCGCUGAGAAGGGGAUACGGUUUAUGUCAUGUGCUAAAAUAAUAGACAAUGUAUCGCUUUAAAGAUUAAAAUUCCGUAUAUUUGAUGUAUUAAAAGGUUUUACUUCUUA
Messenger RNA from Apodemus sylvaticus (European woodmouse), 3868 nucleotides. It is a transcript of the gene Znf503, whose product is annotated as zinc finger protein 503. NCBI's taxonomy places the organism in Eukaryota, Metazoa, Chordata, Mammalia, Rodentia, Muridae. Gene Ontology annotation, biological process: negative regulation of DNA-templated transcription. Gene Ontology annotation, cellular component: nucleus. The record is from RefSeq and is a predicted model, not a curated record. The coding region runs from base 989 to 2944 and encodes 651 amino acids. The transcript has 2 exons.